Messenger RNA from Anolis sagrei ordinatus, 1826 nucleotides. Its product is annotated as gamma-aminobutyric acid receptor subunit pi-like. Gene Ontology annotation, cellular component: neuron projection; plasma membrane; synapse. The record is from RefSeq and is a predicted model, not a curated record. Gene Ontology annotation, molecular function: chloride channel activity; GABA-A receptor activity; extracellular ligand-gated monoatomic ion channel activity. Gene Ontology annotation, biological process: chloride transmembrane transport; signal transduction; regulation of membrane potential. NCBI's taxonomy places the organism in Eukaryota, Metazoa, Chordata, Lepidosauria, Squamata, Anolidae.
UCCCUUUGCCUCCUGGCUUUGACUCCCUGCUCUCGCUCUCAGAUGCGUCGCUGCUCCAAAGCAAGGCAUCGCAGGCGCUCCGCUUCGUCCCUUCCCUUCCCUUGGACAUCCAAGGCCAAUAUGACCCGGGAGAGCCUUCUUCCAUAGGGAAUAAAAGGAUUUUGGGAGCCAACUCCAAUGAUGUGCACCUUAAGUCGGGGUUUCAAAGCCCUUUUCCUAAUGAUAAUAUGCAGAUUAACAAAUGUUUCCACUGCUGAAGGAAAAGGUGAAAUCCUUCCUCCAACCAUACAGAAGAUAAUGAAAGGAUAUAAUAAGUAUCUACGACCAUUUUUUGACAAUGGCCCUGUCUCGAUUGGAAUGAGCAUGGAUAUAGCAAGCAUCGAUACAAUCUCAGAAAUAAAUAUGGAUUACACAGCUACUAUCUUCUUAAGACAACGAUGGACCGACGAGCGCCUUUGUUUCGAGGGUAAUAAGAGCUUAAGCUUAGAUGGCCGCCUUGUAGAAAUGCUUUGGGUACCAGACACCUUUAUAGUGGACUCAAAAAAGUCUUUUCUUCAUGAUAUCACUGUUGAAAACCGUCUAAUCAGAAUAUAUCCCAAUGGAACAGUCCUUUAUGCUAUACGGAUAACGACAACAGUUGCCUGUAGUAUGGAUUUGACUAAAUACCCUAUGGACAAGCAGACAUGCACCUUGCAACUGGAAAGCUGGGGUUAUAACAUUAAUGAUGUCAUGUUUUACUGGACAAGAGGGAAUGACUCCGUAAGUGGUUUGGAUACCCUUCGAUUGGCACAAUAUACAGUAGAGGACUACUAUACUUCAGUAUCUGAAGCUGUUUAUGAAACAGGACAUUAUCCAAAGCUGGUCUUUCAUUUUGAACUCAAGAGGAAUAUCCUGUAUUUUAUCCUUGAGACAUAUGUACCAUCCAGCUUACUGGUUGUUCUGUCCUGGGUGUCAUUCUGGAUAAGCCAGUCAUCAGUGCCAGCCAGAAUCUGCAUAGGUGUUACAACUGUACUCACCAUGACAACUCUUAUGAUGGGAGCCAGGACAUCACUUCCUAAUGCUAAUUGCUUCAUUAAGGCAAUUGAUGUCUACCUGGGCAUUUGCUUUAGUUUCAUCUUUGGCGCUUUAUUGGAGUAUGCUGUGGCUCACUUCUGUACCCUUAAUAGAGCUGGUAUGAAAAAACUGACAAAGGAGGAAGAUCAAGAGGCUGAGGAAGAGAUCAAUGGCGUCCUGUCUGCGAUUGCCAACAGUUGCAAGGCUGAAAAGCUGAACAGAGCUGAUUCAGACAAGCUCACCAAAACCUCCAGCGGUAAAAAAGAAGAGAAAAGGAGACACAGCAGGUGUCAUUCACCAAUGACCGUGAUGAAAAGACUGUUCUGUAUAUUUGACUGCUUCCAUGUUAAAAACCCAUACCACAUAGACAAUUAUGCCCGGCUUUCGUUCCCCUUAUCAUUUAUCAUAGUAAAUGUUUUUUACUGGGUGUAUUACUUGUAUUUUUAAGUGUUUACUAUUUCUCAUGAAAGGGGCACCAACUUGUGUCAGAGAAAAGCACUGCACUGCAUUUGGAUGUCAAAAGGAGCUUGUCAUUUUAUUGAGUAGUAUUUAUGUUGUUUCUGAGUAAAUUACACCUGUUAAACGACCAUAGUGCAAAACCUGUUGUUUGUUCAACAGCUUUUUUUAAGGACCUCAUUUUUAGCAUGCUUGCUAUUAUUGUUUGUAAUAUUGACUGAAUGGCAGAACACUUUUUCAAAACUUACUUGUAAAACUUUGUUAAAUGAUGCUUACAUAACACUACUUUGGGCUGUGAUAAAUAUCUUGAAAAAUGA